Molecule: messenger RNA, 1001 nt
Organism: Solanum lycopersicum (tomato)
Lineage: Eukaryota; Viridiplantae; Streptophyta; Magnoliopsida; Solanales; Solanaceae
Product: chorimate mutase
Biological process (GO): chorismate metabolic process; aromatic amino acid biosynthetic process
Cellular component (GO): cytoplasm
Molecular function (GO): chorismate mutase activity
Source: RefSeq, marked validated
UUUUUUUCCAUCCUCUCCCCACAAAAAAUCUUUUUCACAAUUUUGUCAAUCAAAAAAAAAAAAAAGAAAAGAAAAAAAUGGCUUGUGGUGAUGAUGAUAAAUUGUGUCUUGAUUCAAUAAGAAAGAGUUUAAUUAGACAAGAAGAUACCAUUAUUUUCAACCUUAUUGAAAGAAUCAAAUUCCCAAUAAAUCCAACUUUAUACAAACAACAAUUACCUCCUCCUUCCAAUUUUUCAGGAUCCUUAUUUCAAUACUUGUUUCAAGAAACAGAAUCCCUUCAAUCCAAGGUUGGUAGAUAUUUGGCCCCAGAGGAAAAUCCUUUCUUCCCAGAUAAUUUGUCUGACUCAAUCAUACCACUUACCAAAUGCACACCAGUUUUGCAUCCUGCAGCAGAAUCAGUAAAUGUAAAUGAGAAAAUAUUGGAUAUUUAUAUAAAUCAGAUGCUUCCACUAUUUUGUACUGAGGUUAAUGAUGAUGCAAACUUUGCAACUACUGCUGCUUGUGACAUUCAGCUCUUGCAGGCACUAUCUAGAAGGAUUCACUAUGGAAAAUUUGUUGCUGAAGUUAAAUUUAGAGAUAGUAUUGAUGAAUAUAAACCAUUUAUUCUUGCUCAGGAUAGAGAUGCUUUAAUGAAGUUAUUAACAUUUGAAGCGGUUGAAGAGAUGGUGAAGAAGAGAGUAGCGAAGAAAGCUAAAGUGUUUGGUCAAGAAGUGAGCUUAAACGAUAACGCUGAAGAAGUGAAGGGCAAAAUUGAUCCAUUGUUAGUUUCACGUUUAUAUGAUGAAUGGGUUAUGCCUUUGACUAAACUUGUCGAAGUUGAAUACCUCCUGCGUCGUCUUGAUUAAUUGAGCUUAUUAUUAUUAUUGUAAUGAUUUUCGUCACCAUUAUUAUCAUUUGUUAUUGUUAUCGAUCGACAUUUAUGCAGAUGAAAAUGACGAUUCAUGACAUUUGUGAAUUGCCAAAAAGUUGAGCUAAUUGUCAUUCUUUAGUUAUGGAUAUGA